AUGAUUCAGGGUGACAUGUUGAAGUGGAUGUAUGUGUUGAUCCCAGGCUUUGUGCUGGUGCUGGGUUCUGGAGAUACUUGUGAUGAUGAGGUGUAUAAAUGUCAAGCCUGGGCUGAGGGAGAUGUAUAUGUUGGGAUGCUCAGCUCCUGUUAUGCAAAAGUGGAGGAUCUGUAUUCACGUGAAAAGCCAGAGAAGUACAACUGCUCCGACUUUAACCUGGUAUCAUUCAUGAGGAUGCUUAGUGUCAUUCAUACCAUUGAAACCAUCAAUAACUCCAGCUUUCUUCCCGGGGUUCGGCUUGGCUACUACAUCUGUGAUACAUGCUCUCAUGCAGCGAAAGCCAUUCAGAGCACACAGCACAUGCUGUCUGUAAACAGCUCCCAGUCUGACCAGUGUGGGCUCAUAGACAAACCAAUGGUAAAGGUUAUUAUUGGAGCCCGGUACUCUGAGGUAUCUAUUAUCGUAGCUCGCUUUUUGGGUCUCUACAUGGUGCCACAGAUCAGUGCGAGUUCAUCUGCAGAAGCAUUGAGCAACAGACUGCGCUACCCCGCCUUCCUCCGCACCAUCCCCAGCGACAUCCACCAAACCAAAGCUCUGGCCAAACUCAUGUCACAUUUCAAAUGGGACUGGAUUGGCGUGGUUUAUGGAGACGAUGACUAUGGCAGAGAUGCCCUCCAAGGCUUCCUGAGUGAGGCGGAGAUAGAGAACAUUUGCACAGCCUUCGAAGAAACGUUACCUUACUACCUAGAUCAGAAGGACAUCAACGAUAUGAUCAAAAAAGUAGUAAACACCAUUAAGUCCUCUACAGCUGAAGUUGUGCUGCUGAUCUUGAGGGAAGAGCUGGUGCAUAUGCUCUUCACUGAGGUGAUUAAACAGAAUAUAUCACGCACCUGGAUAGGCAGCGAUGCCUGGUCGAUAGCACAAAAUCUCACACGAAUAAAGGACAUCAACAACAUAGGGAACAUACUGGGGUUUACUUUUAUUACCGGCCCCACUCCAGGCUUUAAAGAAUAUCUGCAAAAGCUCAGCAUCACUCCAGGUACUCGGAACAAGUUCAUAGAGGAGUAUCAGAAGAUGGGGAUAAACAAUGAUUAUUUAAUAAGCAUGAUGGAUAUCGGGCAGACAUAUGCUGAAAGGCUGGCAGUGCUUUCCAUCGCUCAUGCCCUGAAGAAGCUUUUAGACUGUAAUGACACUGUUUGUUCAGGAGAAAAAGAUUUUCCAUCAUGGAAGCUCCUCAAGGAACUAAAGCAUAUCAACUUUACUCUGGACAAUCAGAUGUUCCAUUUUAACACAUCUGGAAAUUUCGUCAACGGAUACCAUUUAAUUAAGUGGGUGCAGGACAUCCCCAGUAGACUGAGAUAUUUUGAUGUUGUUGGGGGGUAUGACCUGGAGCAAAAACAAGUUCAUAUUGAUAAAACCAUUGUGUGGUAUAAUUCCAACAAUACGAAACCAGUUUCUGUUUGUUCUGAAGUUUGUCCUCCUGGAACAGCGAAAAAACUCUCAAAAACCUCAUGUUGCUUUAACUGCACUGACUGUUUGGAGGGCACCUACUCUAACGGAACUAAUCUUCAAAACUGCCUUCCAUGCCCAAACGGUACCUGGUCACUAAAAGGACAGCAGCACUGUGAGCCGAAGAGGGAGGAAUACUGGAUGUGGACUGGACUGCAGGCAAUCAUCUUUUUGGUCUUUGCUGUCAUAGGAUUCGUUCUUUUGCUAAUUAACCUGGUUAUUUACUUGGUGUUUUGUGAGAGUCCUGUCAUCAAACAGGCUGGAGGCUACAUUUAUCUCCUUAUUAUGGUCGGGCUGGUUUUCAGCUAUUCUAGUGUCCUACUCUUCAUAGGCAAACCCAAUAAGGCAAUGUGUCAGGCUCGUCAUACUUUAUAUGGCUUAGGUUUCUCCCUCACUGUCUCGUGCAUCCUGGUAAAAGCCCUACGUACCUUUAUAGCAUUUCUUCCAAGAUACCGCCAACACAACGUCAAGAAGAUCUACAAGCCUCCUAUUAUUAUUACCCUCUGCACUUUUAUUCAAUUCCUAAUCUGCACCUUCUGGCUGAUCUAUGAUUCUCCAUCUGUGGACAUCAUACAAUCUAAAGAGAGCAUGAUAAUCACUUUUCAGUGCAAAGAAGGUUCCGGCAUAGGUUUUGCCAUUAUGCUUUCCUACGUCGCUCUGCUUUCACUCAUCUGCUUCAUAUUAGCUUUCAAAGGCCGGAAGGUUCCUCAGCGAUUUAAUGAAACUGGCCACAUAAUUUUGAGCAUGCUGAUAUACCUGUUCGUGUGGGUCUGCUUCACCCCCAUAUAUGCUGCGAAGAUCUUAGAGCGUUCCUCCAUCCAAGCCGCGGCUAUUUUGGUUUCAUCUUACGGCAUAGUCUUCUUCCACUUUGUCCCCAAGUGGUACAUGGCCCUCUGCAAAAAGAAGGAUGAGGUCUCCGUGGAUGCAUAUAUUGCUCACGCAUGCUCUAACAGACCAUCGAUAGACUCCAACCUUUCAAUCCUGACAGGGGUUGGAUCGGUAAGGUCGGAGACUAAACUUCAUGUUGUACUUUCACAGUCCAGCAUGGACUCGAACGAUACCGGGGUUGGCAGCACAAAAAGUGGUUUAGAUGAUGAGAAUUCCAAUGCCUACCAGUCUACCAUACGAAAAAGAUUUCACAGAAGAUCUAUUUAA
This is a messenger RNA of Trichomycterus rosablanca, 2664 nucleotides long. RefSeq names its product G-protein coupled receptor family C group 6 member A-like. The record is from RefSeq and is a predicted model, not a curated record. Gene Ontology annotation, molecular function: G protein-coupled receptor activity. Bases 1 to 2664 code for a protein of 887 amino acids. Gene Ontology annotation, cellular component: plasma membrane. The transcript has 6 exons. Lineage: Eukaryota; Metazoa; Chordata; Actinopteri; Siluriformes; Trichomycteridae. Gene Ontology annotation, biological process: G protein-coupled receptor signaling pathway.